AUGGUCCUAGUCAUUGAUCGAUAUGAAAGGAUGGCGAGUUCGAAACUCGUCGAACUCAAAAAAUUGCAGAGAAUUGCUCUUGAUGGAGGUCCCAGAGAUAAUCGGCAACUUCGAAUUACGAUCACACAGUAUGAGGAGCAACUCAUGCAGGGACUGGAGCAGAUCCUCCAGCUCCGCACUGACAUUGAUCCGACGAAUUUCGAAGCCUUCGACUUAAAAAUUGAGCCGAUUCGUCGACAGAUUCAGACGAGUGUGAAGGUCAAUCGAUCGCUUCCUCAACUCCAAACGUCAUCCUCAUUUUAUGAAGCAGAUGAGGAAAACCCUUAUGAGGUUGAGGCUCAAAGACAUCUACAAGAAUCGGCAAGACGCGAGAAUGAGAUGCGUCAACUCGCCGAAGAUGCGCGAAUGAAGGCCGAAGGGACGAAAAAGAUUCAGAAGGAAAUGGAGGAUUUGGAGCAGAUUUUCGCGGAAUUGGCCAAAAUUGUCCAUGAGCAGCACGACGCGGUCGACUCGAUUGAGGAGCAAGUUGAAAGAGCCACCGAAGAUGUGAAACGUGGAAAUGAUCAAUUAAAGAAAGCGGUGAAGUCGAAAGCUGCAAAGACUCCGAUUGUGGCAGGAGUCGUCGGCGGAUUGGCACUUGGUGGUCCGGUGGGUCUCGCAGCGGGAUCGGGACUCGCGGGUAUCGCAGCUGGCGUCGGAGGAAUCUUUGCUGGAAUCUAUACAGGAAGGAUAUUCAAACGAGCAGCGACGCAGGAAUAA
This is a messenger RNA of Caenorhabditis bovis, 759 nucleotides long. Lineage: Eukaryota; Metazoa; Nematoda; Chromadorea; Rhabditida; Rhabditidae. The record is from the annotation of a GenBank genome assembly.